Messenger RNA from Mytilus californianus (California mussel), 1755 nucleotides. RefSeq names its product L-amino-acid oxidase-like. The record is from RefSeq and is a predicted model, not a curated record. Gene Ontology annotation, biological process: amino acid catabolic process. Bases 79 to 1716 code for a protein of 545 amino acids. Gene Ontology annotation, molecular function: L-amino-acid oxidase activity; polyamine oxidase activity. The transcript has 7 exons. Lineage: Eukaryota; Metazoa; Mollusca; Bivalvia; Mytilida; Mytilidae.
GCAAAACGCAUUUAGAAUACUAAUUGAAUUCAUUUUGUCUAUAGAGAUUUGUAAAAUGUGAUGUAAACUACAGUCAAAAUGAGCCAAGAGAGUAGGAAAAUAAUAUCUGUUUUGGUAGUUUUGCAGUAUUUUACCACUUCUGUUCUGACAUAUCACAUUAAAAAUCAGCCCAUUGAUGGAAGCGCAAUUAGCGAACCAACUGAAAAGGCCCAAUGUGACGACAUAGCCAUAAUUGGUGCAGGAAUUGCCGGUACGUAUGCAGCAUGGAGAUUAAGACAACAAAAUAAACAAAUAUCUAUCUACGAAUUCUCAAACCGAGUUGGAGGAAGAAUGUAUACAGUACAGUUCCCAAAUGCUCCGGAUAUAAAUGUGGAGUUGGGUGCUAUGAGGUAUUACCGUAGAUCCCAUGCUUUACUGCAUAACACCAUACAACAGUUAGGGCUUCGAAUCAAAAGAUUUGAUUUAGGAUCUGGACCAUCACCUGACACUACUUUCAAUGUACGAGGAGUCCACUUGCGUUAUGACGAAUUAGGUGGUAAUAAAACACCCUACAGACUUCUACCGAAUGAGAGAAAACCCGUUGAUCAACUAUUAUGGGAGGUAACUAGGAAUAACACCGAUGUGCUAACAACAAAUGUUCCAGACGAUGAUAAAAUGUUUUACGUGAAAGAUAGAAGUGGAGUAUCAAUGUAUGAACAAAGUGUUCAGUCUUAUUAUCAUAAAUAUCUAAGCGCUGAGGCACAGCAUUACAUCAGAGAAACUGAUGGCUUUGAUUCAAUACACAGGGAAGCCGUUGCAUCAUUUGCUGUUCGAACCUCUCCGCCAUCUAAUUCAAGUAAUGACGUUUUAACUGUGGCGACAGGAUUUUCCUCAAUACCUAAUAAAUUACUUCAGCAAUUUCUACGUGCUAGUAUAAGGCAUUCUAUCAAGCUGAAUCACGACCUUAAAGGGAUCAGAAAAAGAGGAGACGGUUAUUAUAACCUAUUUUUUAAACCUACAAUCACUAGAAGCAGUACCACGUGGACUCCAAGGCCUGCAGCAUUAAAGAUGAAGUGCGCUAAACAAGUCAUACUUGCAACCAAUAGAUUUUCACUUGAAAAAUUGGACUGGCAGGGUCUUUACCAGCCUCGUAUUAGAGAAUAUUUAACAAAAUCAGUAAAAGAUAAACCCGCAGCUAAGCUUUAUUUCAGUUAUGAUUCUCCCUGGUGGAGGAGAUCUCCGGUUUAUUCUGACUAUAUAAUAUCAGACACUCCGUUAAGACAAACGUACGACUUUGGUACUUCCAAACUUAAUCCACCCAAGUCUGUACUACAGGCUAUGUAUAUGGAUAGUGAUGCACCUUAUUGGGAAGAACUAUUUGACAGAGGAAAUGUAAAUGAACCUAAUGGUCACUUCGUCUUAAUGGGAAAAGAAUUUGUACAAGUUACACAUAAAUAUUUGGCUGAUAUAUAUAAAUUACCUGUUCGAAAAAUACCACCACCAACAAAGGCAGCUGCCUAUCUAUGGAAAAAUUAUCCGUACGGUGGUGCAUGGCAAAUAUGGAUGCCGGGAUAUAUAUGGCCGGCGGUUGAAAGGGAAAUGACAAAACCGUCAGUCAGCGAUGAAGUCUAUGUGGUUUCAAACGCUUUCAAUGCGCGGUCUUUGUCAAUUUGGUCAAACGCAGCGCUUCAAUCAGUUGAACUUGCCAUGCCAUAUUUUGGAUUGAAACCAAGAUAGAAUAAUAAAAUUUUGAAGCAAAACAUGCUUUUCCCUUUU